This is a messenger RNA of Didymodactylos carnosus, 1784 nucleotides long. The record is from the annotation of a GenBank genome assembly. NCBI's taxonomy places the organism in Eukaryota, Metazoa, Rotifera, Eurotatoria, Philodinida, Philodinidae.
UUAUUAAUGCUGAUUCAUUGAAAACAACAAUUGAUAAAGAUCAAUUAGAUAUCGUCUCAUUUUUUGUUUCGGAUAUCAAACGUUUUUCGGCUGUUAUUCAAAUCCAAAUUGAUGUUAAUGGACGAGGGUACAAUGUACUAGAAUAUGCAAUUGCAUUAAAAAAGAGUGAUUUUGUACGAGUAUUUAUUAGUGUGAGAGUACCACCAGAAGAACGAGAAGCUGAAAUGGUGCCGUUAGUACCCGUUUUACUAGAACAAUUUGUUGGUGAGGAUGGUAUUGAUCUUUCUGUGAUAGACGAUUGUCUUUGUGCCCGACCGUCGGCUCAUAAAUGUAUAUUCGGUCGAUCGAAACGCUUUUCAUCAACAAAUUGGUUGAAGCAACAUCCAUUAUCAUUGAUAGCUGAAGCAAAUCAUGCGCCCGUCUACGAUCAUGAUGUUGUGAAAAUGUGUGUCGAUUUAAAGUUUCAAUUAUUCGGAAAUUUUCUUUAUUUUCUAAUUUUAUGUGCACAAAUAUUUUUUGUUAGUCUAUACACUGGUAUUGCACUUACUUCACCAACUCCAUAUAAACCUGGUUUUACCUAUUAUGAUAUGGCAAAUAUAACUUGUAAACAAAUGUGUCUCACCAUGCAAAAUGAUCCAACAGAUCCAUUACAAUCAAAUAUAUUAUUACAUAUUGCUCGUAUCAUAUUAUUGUUAGCAUCGUGUCUAGCCUUAUUUAAAGAAUUUAUUCAAUUAGUCACUCAACGCGAAAAAUAUUUUCGAGGUUUUUUCGUUAAUUUUUUGGAAUUGCAUACAUACGUGUGUGCCAUUAUAUUUGCUAUUGAUAUUAAUGAGUGUACGAGAAAAACAGGUUUAAGAUGUAAAUUUCAAUGGGAAGCAGGAGCAUUGGGGAUUGGAACAGUAUGGACACUGUUGUUAUUAGUAUUUAUGAAUGCAUUAAAAAUUGGAAAAUAUGGAUUGUUAUUCGUUAGUGUAUUUUUGACAUUCUUAAAAUUUUGUUUAAUUUAUGUAUUUAUUUGGAUCGGCUAUAUUAUUGCUUUUCAUAUGUUUUUCAUUCAUAAAAAACCACAAUUUUCAAAUAUCUUUCACACGAUACCAAAAACAUUGGCCAUGUUAACGGGCGAAUAUGAUUUUGAUGAUCUAUUUUUUCCACAAGGAAAAUUCUUGCAAGGAUCAGAAGCAGCUAUGGCAUUAUACAGUACAUUUGUGUUUACAAUGAAUAUUGUGAUCAUGAAUAUUAUGGUCGGUUUAGCUGUAAGUGAUGUAAAGUCCUUUCGUUUGAAUGCUAAACGUGAACAUUUACGUGCACGUAUUGAAACAUGUUUGGGUUUACAGGCAAAAUUUGGUCUACUAUGCGAAACAUGUUCGAAACUUGUACUAACAUUAUCGAAACAUUCAUUAUUUCCAAACAUAAAUCAACGUAUAACACAAUUACACGGUAUUAAAAAAUAUCAUUUAUGGAAAUUAGAAUUGAGGAUUAACAAAAUUGAUAUACCAACAUUGAUUACAGCACAUUUGACGAACGCAAAUUCUAGUCAAAAUAAACAUCAAAAACAACGAGCAGAACAAAUUACAUGUGAAGUUGGGUAUUAUCGUCAUCAUAUAGAUCGUGCUGGUGAACCAUUAUUACAAGAUAGUGAAAAUGUUCGUCUAAUGCGAAAAACAGAUGAAUUACGUGAAGUAUUAGAAAAAGCACAUUUGAGAAUUCAUCAUGAACUGAGAAAAUUAACUAUUGCAUUACAAACAGAUUUUGAUGAUAUUAAACGAAAGUUAUUGGAAAGUUAA